CUCGUUCAUUCCCCCUGCCUCUCCCGGCUCUCGCUCGCGUCGCCGGCCUGCCUGCCUACCUACCUUCCUCUCCUCUCCUCGCUCGCUCGCUCUGGUUCUUGGUCCGCAGGCAGGCGCGUUCCGAUGCUGUCCCACGUCGAGAUGGCCCCGGCGGCCGGCGGGUUCAAGCUGUUCGGCAAGGUCAUCACGCAGUGCGGCGUUACCGAGACGACGCAGGACAAGGCGCAGGGCUUCGUCGUCGCGCGGGAGAAGACCGAACCGGAGGAGGAGGAGGAGGAGCGCGUCCCGGCCGCGUCCCAGCGUGCUGCGAUCAAGCGGGAGGCCGCGGACCGCGACGAGGAGGAUCGUCAGGGGGCCGGGGAGGCAGCGGGGCAGCCCACGCAGCGGCGGUUGCAGGACUCGGCGGAGGCACGUGCGGCCGCCGCGGCGCCGCUGCCGUGCCCGCGCUGCCGGAGCCGGGACACCAAGUUCUGCUACUUCAACAACUACAACGUCAACCAGCCGCGCCACUUCUGCAAGGCCUGCCACCGCUACUGGACGGCCGGCGGCGCGCUCCGCAACGUCCCCGUCGGCGCCGGCCGCCGCAAGAACCGUCCCCUCGGCCCCAUCGCCGCCGCCCACCAUCACCACCACCACCACCGCGCGGGCGCCGGCUUCGUCCUCGGCUUCCCCAACCCCUCGUCCCCCACCUCCCCGUCACCGGUCUACACCGAUCGGUGGCCGGUCACCCCGGACCGCCCGUUUUGAUCCCGCCACGCAUCCAGUCGAACCGGCUUGGACAUGAACUAGCCCGGGUCCCUUUGACUUGCUGCUGCCUGCAGCUGAGUUGCGGAGGCUAGCAUGCUUGCUUGUACGUGAGACUUACACAAACACAUGGGAUGGAGAUGGAGAUGUCGAAUGGGCUUUUCUCUCUGUUUCUUUUCUACUCUUGCUAGAGUACACCAUCAUAGCAUGCACGCAGCUUCUCUCUCCAUAACUACUGCUAGAGUUUGUGUCUUCCUCUUCUCCUCCUUUUGUUGUUUUCUUAAGGUUGCGGGUGUAAUGUCAGCAGUGGAAGUGAUGAGGUUGCGGAGGCAAGUUGCAAACUCCGUGGAAAA
Oryza brachyantha (malo sina) is the source of this 1097-nucleotide messenger RNA. Its product is annotated as dof zinc finger protein 5. Gene Ontology annotation, molecular function: DNA binding; DNA-binding transcription factor activity. Bases 124 to 747 code for a protein of 207 amino acids. The record is from RefSeq and is a predicted model, not a curated record. Lineage: Eukaryota; Viridiplantae; Streptophyta; Magnoliopsida; Poales; Poaceae. Gene Ontology annotation, biological process: regulation of DNA-templated transcription. The transcript has a single exon.